UGGAGGCGAGGAGAGCACACCAGCGCCCACGAUCUCAAACGUCUAUUGACACACCCACACAGACUCCCUCACUCGCUGACGGUACUACUAAGGCCUCGCGCGCUCCAGUAAGGAUGAAGUCCAGAUCUCUUGGCCAUUUAGCGUCUGUCUCUCGCUAACACCACUGACUGAAGAAGACCUCCCCUUGGCUAAAAGAUAUUCCUGUUGGUAACUUAAAAAGACAUUUCCUCCACAGGUUUAAAAGACGUUUAUGCCAGUAACUUAAAAGAAUUUUGCCAGGGAUUUAUAAAGACUUCUGCCAGUGACUUAAGGGACAUUUCAACUGCCGACUUAUUGAGGGAUUUCAACUGGAUACAGAAACUAAUCCUCGACCGGUAUUGUAAAAGAGAUUUCUCCAAAUGACUUAUGGAGAUUUCUGAGGGUGACUUUACGAAAUUUUUGCUGGUGACUAGGAAACUUCCGCUCGAGACUCACCAAAACAUCGACUGGUGACUCGAGGAAACUUACGCCGGUGACUAAAGUGAUAUAACCUCUUACUUGGUGAAGGAAAACAUGAGACAAGUACACAGUGUGGCCGCCCUGGUCAUCAUCCUCAGCUGGUGUGGCCGGACCCUCGCUCUACCUGAUAAGUUAUCUCAGGAUGACACGAAGGCGGUGGGACCGAGGGUGGGAAAGCAGGCAGGAGGAGACGCUGAUCCCUUGUGUGACUUCGGCUAUGUGGAGGAGACCACUUGGUGUACAUGGACCUCCCCAGGACCUAACGCUAACUCCAGGGCUGGAUCCAGAAAUUCAAUGACGUCAUGGACACUAUCGACAGGCAGGGACGCUCUAUGGGUGGGAGGUCCUCUUAAUGACACCACCGGCGACAGCAGUGGAGGCUACGCCUUCCACGAGACCUCCAGCACCCAGGACCGUCAGGCUCGACCCGCCGUGAUGGAGUCUAACACUCUGGAACCCACAGGCGCUGACGGGAAGUGCCUCAAGUUCUGGUACUCGCUCGACGGGCUGAGCGCCAAUCUGCUGAGGGUGAAGGUGAAGAGCGAGGACUCCAGGCAGAUGACCACCAUUUGGGAGACCCGCGACCAGACCAGAGGUGACUGGAAGGAGGCCCAGGCGCUCUACACCUUUAAUGGCAACCACACGCUGGUGGUGGAAGCUGUACCAGCAUCUGGUAUUAACCCUUUCCACAUCUUCCGGGGUCAUGUAGCUGUAGAUGACCUUGGGGUACGGGCGGGGCUAGAGUGUAUUGGCCUGUGCUCCUUUGAGGGCGGAAUGUGUGACUGGAGCAACGCUCGCAGUGAUGACUUCGACUGGCAACUGGGACGUGGCACCCAGAACCCAAUCACAGGACCUCCUAGGGAUCACAGCAGCUCACAAGGUGACCUCCUUGGUGGUGCUUACGUCUAUGUUGACUCUGGCUUCCCCAGGAGACCGGAGGACACCGCCAGGCUCGAGAGUAUUGAGUUCCAAGAGACAGACCCCAACAACCCACCGUGUAUGCGCUUCUACACCUACAUGUCAGGGCGUGGUGUAGGAAACCUUCAUGUAAUCCUUCAGGACGUGGUCUCCAGGAGGGAGCGAAUCCUGUGGGGCCUCACUGGCAACCAGGGAUCAGAAUGGGUCAUGGCUCAGCUCCCCCUCUCCUCCAACACCCCAUUCAAGGUGGUGUUUGAGGCCACUAUUGGAAAGCCACGACUGGGAGACAUCGCUGUAGAUGACAUCACCAUCAUCUCGGGUCCUUGUGCUACGCUCCCAACCGUGGCCUCCCCGCCCACCUCAGGAGACUGCACCUUUGAGGAUGACACGUGUGGCUGGACCAACCCCAACCUCAGGCAGCAAGUGGAUGAUCUGGACUUCUCACGAGUGAAGGCGUCUAACUUUGUGUUCCCCACCACCGAUCACUCCACCGGUAACCAGCAUGGUUUCUACGUGGCCCUGGAGAACCCAGAGAGAAAACUGGAGGGUGACCGGGCCUGGCUACUGUCUCCAGUCAUGAAAGGUCAACGUCAGAUUAAAUGUCUUUCGUUCUGGUACUUGAUGUUUGAACCCCUGGGUGAAGCAGAACCCAAUCUUGGUUCCUUGAGCGCCUUCUUGAUGAGAGAAGAUGACAAGAGCUCCAUCGUCCUCACACCCAUCUGGUCACUGCAGAAUUUCCAGGGACUCACUUGGUACUUUGGACAAGCUCCACUGAGAGCUGAUGGAGACUUCAAGGUUGUGUUUGAAGGUGUGUGGGGAGCUGCUGACAGUAAAGGAACCAUCGCUCUUGAUGACAUCAGCAUCUUUGAGGGCAACUGUCCAACAAUUCCAGAAGCAGCUGUAGUUCGAGCUGGUGACUGCACCUUCACUCGAGGCUCCUGUGGUUGGAGAAACCUCACCUCUGACCCUGACUUCUACUGGACCAGUGCCUCUGUUAUCCGCAGACCCAUCAACAUGAAGGACCACACUUAUGGGGCUUCAGCUGGUUACCUCUACUUUGACGUCUUCAAUCUCAACUCACGAACCCAGCGUCUGCAGCUUGUGUCCCCAGUGAUGGAGCCUUCAGUUGACCGAUCUCCCUUCUGCUUUACCUUCUGGUUUGCAGGUUUCGGUGCCGACAACAAUACCACACUUAAGCUCUUCCAACGACCUGCUCAGGAUGACAAUAACCAGCUCAUAAAUGACCUCACAGAUGAUAUUCUGAUCUGGAACUAUAAACUACAACAGACUAUUGAAUGGGAGUUUGCACAAGUUGCCCUUGUAUCUGGGACUCGCUUCCAAAUAGUCAUCGAGGGAAGUUCAUUCAACGGUGGCUUCACAGUAGAUGACUUCAAGGUGUAUAAUGGUGCUUGUGCCAGGAGACCGAGAGACGGGACAGCUAGUGCUCGGACAUAAUAAUUAGCCAACUCAAUAGGGUCCUGUUGUUACAAAUGAAAUUGGUAUCUUAUUAGUUUUUUUAAAUAAUCAAAGUCAGAAAAUUUGUGAUUUCAGCAUUUUCCCUGUAGUUUUUAUAAUUUUGCGUUCUCUUGUAGUCUUGUUAAAAUGUUUAUGCAGUAUUUUAUGAAUACCUGUUGUGUUGGAAUUAAUGCCUAAAAAGGAAUGUGUACAGACCAUUUACCUAGACAUGUGUUGGUACAAAAGAACUCUUAAACAUGUGCAUAAUAAUGUACUGUAUUCUUAAGUAGUAGUGUGACACCGAUUACUUUCUAUGUAUGAUGUGGUAUGAAUGGAAAUAUUGUACUAACAUUACAGGUAAUAUUAAAAGAGUGAUAAUGGUCGUUGGUCAUAGGUUGCAUCAACAAUGGCUGGUCAAAAUGUUCUGUCAAUGUCAGUCAAAACUGGUAAUGUAUACAUAGAGCAAUCUGACCCAACUAGAAAGAAACACUGGUGCAGGAAUAAUACUGAGGAUUGACAGAUCAUGAGAUUUAGGUUUAAUCCAGGGAUAAUAACUAUGACUGAUUUGGUAAUAUAUUUUGCUACACAUAUGGCAGUUUGUCUAAUGUGUCAUAUAUUUAUGCCUUACUAAAUAAGUGGAAGAAUAAAAAGUUUUGUUUUAUAUUGGUAGUACUGCCAUGGGCAUUAAAGGUCAACCAAUGCACAGCCUAAGUCUCCUCCUGUAUUAUGUGAAAGAAUGAACUGUACUUUAAUCUCCAGGAUAUAACUUAAAUACAAUUCAUUCAUUCUAUAUGCUUAAGUUCUACAGCGAAUCAGUUAUGUGGAAUAUCAUUGUCUGACUAUAUAAUGUAUGAAAUUUUCACACUUACGUACGUUUAAAAGAUUUUAGAAGAGGUAUCUGUACAUUAUUGGGAUGCUAGCCAUUGUGCUUUCAACUAAUAUGUUGUAAAUAUCAAACACAUACCCGGUACACCUUGGUACAAUGUUGUGUUGGCUUGGGUGAAGUUCGCUCUUGGUGAUGGUCUCUGGAUUAUUUUCUUCUUAACACGGCUUUUGGUUCCUAUGCUAUCUUGACAUCACUUUAAGAAAGUUAGUGGCAGUGUCUAUAUGUAUACAUAAUGUACAGUCCCACAAAAAAGUAUUGUCAGAUUUUCCGUCGCUACAGUUUGAAAUGCUACACAAAGUGCUUUGAUAUGAUCCCCAAUGCAUUAUCACAAGUUGGUACGCCUGCUCACCAUAUCAGCAACAGCUAGAAAUGGGGGUAGGAUUGGGGGGGGAAGUCAUCCUUGUAUGGCAUACUAUAGUACAUUUUUUCCCAGCUGAGAAAAUAUGCCCCUCCCACUUUUCAAGAGUUACAUCUGAUUGGCUGUUGCAAACCUGUCCGAUUUUGUCCCGAAGUAAUGAUGCAUUUCUAAAUGAGUUCAUUCAUAAUCGUUGGGAUGACCAUUUCUGAUGAGUAAGAUAUUUAGCUAAAUUAUAUAAAGAUACAUACCGUACAUUCUUUAUUUCAAACAUAAGCACUUAGGAAGUUUAUCAGAAGUGUUAUACAGUACAUGAAUUAAUUGUUAAACACUGGUAGCAAAUUCACGCUUUUGGAGGAUGCAUUAAAUAAAGACUUAUUUUUACCCACAAUAAGGCAUACUAAGACAAAUUACGUAUCAGUAAUACUACAUUAUGCAAAACUAACGUUUUAAAAGAUCAGAAUCACAUUGAAAUAUUACACGGCUGUUAGCAGAGGCGGGAAAAAUGACUGCAAACAACUUCAUAUUUUUCCUUAACAGUUUCUUUAAGGUCACAAGUGCCAUCCUGACACACUUCAGUAAGUUUACCUCAGAUCUAUAAUACUUCCACAUCAUUAAGCAGUGUACUGUACUCUACCUUAUUCUCUUGGGGUGGUGCUCCUUGACUAUUUUAGAAAAUAUUUGUACUGAAUUUGGAUAAUAUCUCAGCCUUUUUUUGUCAAUACAGUACAUACUGAAUUGCUUUGGGGUAUUAUUGACCAAUUCUUAUGUGUUUUUGUUUUUAAGAUAUUUUCUGCCAUUUCAAGGGCUCAAUUUAGGGUGCAUAUGUUUUGUUAUACCUUUUUACAGAUCGUUUGACUUUUGAAUUCGGAAUUUGUAAUAUGGGUACCUGUAUACUGUACUGUUCAGUACUGCACAGCAUAUGUAAGGUGAGGUCUCAUUUUUUGCUAAUGAAACAUUUAACACUUGAUCCAUCAGUCAUAAAUUUGCCUGCAUUUUGGGUACAGAUAUAAAUUGGUGGACAGGAUACCAUCUAUGCUGCACAAACUAAAAAUAAUGUUUUUCUCCAUAAAUGGCUUUUUUAUGUAAAGACCUUAAUAUACUCACUGUACAACUGCUGUUUAUGAUAUGUGGAGCACUGUUUAUGUAAAUAUUUUAAUUAAAAUUCUCUGAAUGAAAGAAUAAUUUAGAAUUGUACAUUUUUACUAUUAAUUUCCUCUCUGCUCUCUCUGUUACAUAUACUGUUGCUGUUCAUUGGUUCAGUGCACAAUUAGUGUUAAUUAAUGACUUUUUUUCAGUACAGUAUAUACGGUAUUACUUUAAGAGACAUCAGUGCACAGGUUGCAUGCCAUACUUACAACUCAGAGCCCGGGAUAAAUUCUGAGUGUACGUCAGAAUGGUGAGAAUUAGUGGUCAAGGUAAUUGUUCUCAUUAACCUAGAAGCCUUAUCACUGUACAUAACUUUAGGUAAUAAAUACUAAUAUUUAUUAGGCCAGACUUCCUUACAUUCACUCAGCAGAGAAAAAUUAAGUACUGUACUGUACAGUAGUAGUUUUCUGUAAGAGGAGCAGCUGUUGUGGCCAGUGGGGCAACAAUAUUAAAACCUCAGAUGAUUAUUUGUUUCAGUUUUUCUAAGAUUAAAGUUU
Messenger RNA from Homarus americanus (American lobster), 5758 nucleotides. Its product is annotated as MAM and LDL-receptor class A domain-containing protein 1-like. The record is from RefSeq and is a predicted model, not a curated record. NCBI's taxonomy places the organism in Eukaryota, Metazoa, Arthropoda, Malacostraca, Decapoda, Nephropidae. The transcript is spliced from 17 exons. Gene Ontology annotation, cellular component: membrane. Bases 553 to 2871 code for a protein of 772 amino acids.